AUGGGCCGAAGAAAAAUUGGCAUGGAACUGAUUAAAAACGAAAGAUCUCGAAAUUCGACGUAUCAAAAGAGAAAAAAAGGUUUGGAGAAAAAGGCCGAUGAAUUAUCAACUUUGUGUCAAGUCAAAUUAUGCAUGAUUAUAUACGGUCAAAAAGAUAGCGAACCAACAAUCUGGCCCGAUAAAGACACAAUUCGAAGCUUAAUCGACUCGUACAGAGCCCGAUCAGACGAUGAUCAAAGAUUGAGAACUCAUGAUUUAUCUUUUUACUUCAGAGACUUAACGAGAAAAGUCGAGAUCGAGUCUUCAAAAUUACGCAAAAAGAAUUUUGAGGCUAAAUAUCCAACUUGGGAUCAACUCUAUGAUAAUUUAUCUUCUGAUCAACUCAAACAACUUUCUGCUUUAUUGGGGGCAAAAAUCGAGUUUAUGAAGCAAAGGUUAGAAUUCUUGAAAGGAACACAGACAAUAUCAUUAGACGACAUGCAUGCAAUGAGUUUUCUUGGAAAGCAAAUAACUCAACCAAAUACUCAAUGUGUAAUGCAAAGUUUGGUUAGAAAAAGCAGUUUGCAAUUGGAAAUUAUUGAGCAGCAGCAGCAGCAGCAAUUUGUGCCACCGAUAAAUUUCACGGAGACAGAAAUUAUGCAAUUUGGGCAGCAUCAGAUGAUCCGACGAGAUAAUCAUCAAAGUUCUGGAAUACCUCACUGCACCGCUACCGGUUAUGAGCCACAUCUAGCGAUGUUAAAUACUAGUGGAAAUAUUAUCGAAAAUCAGCAGAGCAGAUUUCUGCUCGAUCCUUCAACCUUUUCGUCUAAACUUCCUCCUUCUUUCUCAACUUCAUCUAUCAUCACGACUGGAACAGAUUCUGCUCCCACUCUUUCUCUUUCUGGUUUAACUAGUCAAGCUGUCAAUCAUGAUGUCAACCACCCCUACUUUCUUCACUCUUCAGAUGCACCUGGAAUGACUCUUGUCACCUCACCCUUUGAUGGAAGAGGAUUCUCAGGGUGGAGAAGAUCGAUCCUAAUUGCAUUAUCAGCCAAAAACAAGCUGGUGUUCAUCAAUGGGGUUUGUGAUGAACCUGCCCUGGAUUCAAAGGAUCAUGCACAGUGGAGUAGAUACAAUGACAUGGUCACCUCGUGGCUCUUAAACUCUCUAACUAAAGAGAUAGAAGACAAUGUGAUUUAUUCCAAAUCUGCAAAGGAACUCUGGAACAGUCUUGAGCAUAGGUUUGGACAAUCCAAUGGAGACAAACUCUAUCACCUACAAAAGAAAAUUGCUAAAACAGUUUAG
This is a messenger RNA of Nicotiana tabacum (common tobacco), 1284 nucleotides long. The record is from RefSeq and is a predicted model, not a curated record. NCBI's taxonomy places the organism in Eukaryota, Viridiplantae, Streptophyta, Magnoliopsida, Solanales, Solanaceae.